CUGAAGGCCCGCCCUUUCCCCUGGACUUCACAGUGUCCUAUUGCCACAACUUGUAAGACAUACAUACUUUCUCAGAUUGUUUACCUUACUGGGGGCUUUUCGGCUUUCUCUUCUCCCAUGACGCCCCUGGACAAACAUAUGAGCAAUUUGCAUGCCCCGCCCACACACGCGCGAGUUCCCUGCUCCCCGUGUGCGCCCUCUCCCGGUGGAACCCAAACCAGCGCGUAGCAUUCCGCUCCUUCCGCUUGGUUUCCCUGGAAACGCCCAGAACCGGAAAGACGUAAACGGUUCUACCAGCGUUUUCUUUCCCGCGUUUCUUGUGCUUCUUAAAAUGUUUCCGAGCAUACAGCUCCGUUGAAAGAUUUUUACAGCGGCCACCCACCCACCACCUGUCAUCAUCUUACUGUUGUGUAUUGUGUAUACGUACACACACGCAGUUCAUGGGAACGUUGAUAAGUUGAUGGAUGGAGUGAAAGCUCUUACAGGAGGGGAGAUUAAUGUCAGUGAUGUGGAAUAUGUUCUGGAAAACAUGGGGACAGAGCUCACAGAAAAGGAAUGGUUAAAGCUGCUGAAAAAUCUGCCAAUAGAUGCAGAUGGAAAGAUCUAUCAAAAUAGGCUGAUGGAUGGUAUGGCGUCUCUCAGAGCUGAUGGAAAGAUUGUUCUCAAUAAGCUAAUGGAUGGAGUAAAAGCUAUUAUAGGGGAGGACAUUGAUAUCUGUGACACAGAAGAUAUUCUGGAAAACAUGGGGAUAGAAUUUACAGAUGAGGAACUCUUGGAGCUGUUAAAAAAGUUACCGGUUGAUGGAGGGGAAAUUGAUGUCAGUAAACUGGACACAGUUCUGGGAAGCAUGGGGAUGAACCUCACCGAAAAGGAACUUGAAGAUCUGACACAGAGCCUGCCAGUUGAUGUUGAUGGGAAAGUUGAUAGGAAAAAUGUAAUGGAUGACGUGAAAGCUUUCACAGGUGAAAAGAUCGAUAUCAACAACCUGGCAAAUGUGCUGAGUAAUAAGGGAACUGAACUUCCAGACACAGAAUAUACAGAGCUGGUGAAAACACUGCCAGUUAGUGCUCUGAAGUGA
Hippopotamus amphibius kiboko is the source of this 1078-nucleotide messenger RNA. RefSeq names its product myosin regulatory light chain, striated adductor muscle-like. The transcript is spliced from 10 exons. The coding region runs from base 461 to 1078 and encodes 205 amino acids. Lineage: Eukaryota; Metazoa; Chordata; Mammalia; Artiodactyla; Hippopotamidae. The record is from RefSeq and is a predicted model, not a curated record.